GGGAGAAGAAAACACAGACAACGUGGUUUCGACGGAAAACGUGGUUUCUUCUCAUAAUUUUGUUUUUCCAAUCAUUUAUGUGAUGAAGGAAAAGUGAAAUAUGCAAUCAAAAACUUGCGAAGUCUGUAAAGAAGCCUGCCACAAGUACAAAUGCCCGUCUUGCAGUACGAAAUAUUGCUCUCUAUCCUGCUUCAAGGUUCAUAAAGAUGACUUAUGUGAAAGAGAAACAAAUAGAAGAAAAAAAGACAGACUAGCAGAAAAUGAGAGAAAAUCAAGAGCCAUAUCACUGGCUACGAAAGAACCAGAGGAAGGAGAAAUCACAGAGAGUGAUUCUAGUGAAAAAUCAGAUGAUGAAGACAGGAUCAGUAGAAAAGUUUUAGAUAAACUUGGUCACUCACAAGAACUAUGCAGCAUGCUACAUAAUAAACAUCUGCAAGAAAUGAUCAAAGGAAUUGAUGCAUCAGAAGAUCCUGAGAAACUUCUUGGACAAGCCAUGCAAAUACCUAUAUUCACAGAAUUUGUAGAUGAAUGCUUGAGGAUAGUAGAACCCCAAAAUAGCAAAGAAAUGGAACAGGACUGAAGUUUUUAACCAGUGGGUGAUAUGCAAAACCAGCAAAAUUGCCUUCCAGAUUACACUUAGUUGAAUAUUGUACCACAGUGUGGUAUUGAGUGCAUUAUUUAAACUAUUAUUUCAUGUACUUGCUGGAACUACAAGUCUAGAAGUGGGUAUGCUUUUGAAGCAAAUGCAACUUUACUGUGUCAGAACAAGUCAGAAUCAGUUUGGACCUCUUUCUGAUUUUGUGUUGUAAAACUGAAACUAAACUUAUCACAGUUCACUAUGUCCGACUAAAGCAAAAUUUCACAACAAACCUGAAUGUGAACUUAAGAAAAUUAAAUAAUAGUGCAAUUAAAAGGAUCAGUUCUCAGCAACCAGUAAAAUAAGAAGUAUUAUGGCAAACCUUGCAGCCUCAUUUGACAAUGCUUCUGGUUAGUACUGUAACUGUUACAGAAAGAUAUAAUUAUGUAAACUAAGUUGUCAGCCACUCCUGUUAUUUGAAUAAAGGCUGAUAGUUUCGAAAGAAA
This is a messenger RNA of Stylophora pistillata, 1083 nucleotides long. Its product is annotated as zinc finger HIT domain-containing protein 3. Gene Ontology annotation, molecular function: protein binding. Lineage: Eukaryota; Metazoa; Cnidaria; Anthozoa; Scleractinia; Pocilloporidae. The record is from RefSeq and is a predicted model, not a curated record. Gene Ontology annotation, biological process: maturation of LSU-rRNA from tricistronic rRNA transcript (SSU-rRNA, 5.8S rRNA, LSU-rRNA); snoRNA localization; box C/D snoRNP assembly. Gene Ontology annotation, cellular component: nucleus; pre-snoRNP complex.